Molecule: messenger RNA, 1899 nt
Organism: Penaeus monodon (black tiger shrimp)
Lineage: Eukaryota; Metazoa; Arthropoda; Malacostraca; Decapoda; Penaeidae
Exons: 5
Coding region: 1-1899 (632 amino acids)
Source: RefSeq, a predicted model, not a curated record
AUGGUUCCUGCCAACUUUUCCUCUUAUUUUUCCACUCCAGAUGGCAACAGUGGUUCUCAGACAAGCCACGAUUCCACGGACAACGACGCAGGACAAACGACGCGGGGGGAAGGGGACCAACGACGGCAGAGAACAACGACGCAGGACAAACGACGCAGGGACAACGACGCAGGACAACGACGCAGGACAACGACACAGACAAAACGACGCAGGACAAUGACGCAGGAACAACGACGCAGACAACGAACGCAUGACACACGACCAGGACAACGACGCAGGACAACGGACGUAGGACACCAACAACCGCAGAAACUACGCAGGACAAACGACGCAGGACACGACGGGCAGGACAACGACGCAGGACAACGACGCAGGAACAAAACGACGCAGGAUCACUACGCAGGAACAACUGAGGCCAGCAGGACAACAACGCAGGACAACGACACAGGACAACGACGCAGGACAACGACGCAGGACAACGACACAAACAACGACGCAGGACAACAACCGCAGGGACAACGACGCAUGACAAACGCGCAGGACAACGACCAGGACAACGACGCAGGACAACGACGCAGGACACAGACGCAGGACAAGCGACGGCAAAAGGACACGACGCAAACAAAACACGCAGGAACAAACGACGCAGGACAACGGACACAGAAACAACGACCGCAUGACAACACGCAGGACAACGACGAGGCAGAACCAAGGACCACGACGCAGGGACACGACGGCGCAGGGACAACGAGCGCGAGACAACAAAACGACGGCGGACACGACGCGAGAUCAUCCGACGCAGGACAACGCCACAAACACAACGACGCAGGACAAUCAACGCAGGACAACGACGCAUGGGAGGGGACAACGACGGGCAAACAAACGGACGCAACAACGACCGGCAACAAGACGCAGGAACAACUACGCCAGGACAAAAACGACGCAAGGAAACCAACUGACGCAAAAAACAAGACGCGCAGGACAACGACGCAGGACAACGACGGCAGGACAAACACGCAAGGACAAACGACGCAGAACAACGAACGCAGGACACGACGCAGGUACAGAUCGACACAAACAACGACGCAGGACACCGACUACAACAACGACGAGCAGGACAAGACAGAACAACGCAGGACAACGACGCCAGACAAAACGACGGCAGACUACGACACAAACACGCCGCAGGUACAACGACACAAACCACGACGCAGGACAACUACGCAGGACCACGACGCAACACGACGGAGCAGGGGACCACGACGCAAAGGACCAACGACGCAGGACAAUCGACGCAGGGACAAGCACGCAACAACGACGCAGGACAACGACCUCAAACACGACGCAGACAACGACAGACAAACAACGACGCAGGAACAACGACGGCAACAAACGACGCAUGAACAAGCAACGCAGGACAAAACGCGCAGCCAACGACGCAGGAACAAACGACUACAACAACGACGCAGGACAACGACGCAGGACAACGACGCGAGGACUCAAAAACGACGCGAGGACAACGACGACAGGGACAACGACCAGGACACGACGAGCAGGACAACGACGCAGGACAACGACGACAACGACGCAGGAACAACGACGGCAAACAACGACGCGGACACCGACAGCAGGACAACGAGCAAACAACGACGCAGGAACACCACGCAGGACACCGACGGCAGGACAACGACGCAAAACAACGCCGCAGGACAACGACGCAGGACAACGACGCAGGACAACGUACACAAACACGACGGCAGACAAACGACGUUCGGCAGGACAACGACGCAGGACAACACGCAGGCAACGAACCAGGACAAUCGACGCAGUACAACGACGCAGGACAAACGACCGCCGGUACAAAACGACGCAGGACACCGCAGGACAAACGACAAAUAA